This is a messenger RNA of Melitaea cinxia (Glanville fritillary), 1790 nucleotides long. RefSeq lists its product as uncharacterized. The record is from RefSeq and is a predicted model, not a curated record. The transcript is spliced from 14 exons. Lineage: Eukaryota; Metazoa; Arthropoda; Insecta; Lepidoptera; Nymphalidae. Bases 31 to 1650 code for a protein of 539 amino acids.
AUAAAGUGUAUAUUUUUUUUCUUCAAUUAUAUGUUAACCAUAUUUUUUGUGUUUAUUCUAGGCGGUGGCUGCACAUUCUCCCCCGAGUGGACGGGAAGCUGGUUCCAGUCCGGUUAUCCGGGUCUAAUAGGCAUCAACAGCACUCACAUACAGUCGAAGGGCGAGUGCUCAGAAACCGAAUCGACUGACAAGUUCCUGUUGUAUGACAAGACCUACGACUGCUACAGAUGUAUGGUUAUACACAAAAAGCACAAACACGUACUGCAGUAUAAAGAAACAUACUGCAGUCGAAAAGAUUCGUUAUCGUCGAUAUGUGAUCAGAUAAGCGGCGACGCGCCUCUAUACUCCAUGUUCAGGAAGGAACCGAGGCCCGAGCCGCAGCCCUGUCCGUUCCACCCGGCGCCCUUCACCUUUACUUAUAGCAGGGGUUCCGGAGACUGCGUCUACCCACCGUCUCGAGCAGAGGCCUGCACGGACGAUUCUAGACUACUGCUGAGGUACAUGGCCUGUCCCGACGUGCCUGGAACUGAGAGCAAUGUGGAAGAACUAGUUUGUUUGGCGACGUGGAAAGAGGGAUCCACGCGAUACCUCGUUGGCCAGAUCUCACAAGUGGGGAGGAUCAACACCAUCGCCUCCGAUGAGGAUACGUACAGAUGCUUCAUCUACAAGGGUCAACAUGGUGAUAAAAGCGCCUCCUACAUCAUCGCCCAGUCCGGUGACGCCACUUGUAAUGGCCUUUCCUCCCCUUCAGACGGGAGCCGGACUAUGAAACUGACCACAAGUGACGAUGAACACAAUCGCUGUCACUUCCCGAGCUGGAUAGUCGAUCACCACAAAUGGUUCAGCCUCGAUCACGUACACCAGUAUCAUUUUACAACAAAGAACGCCACGCUAAAGGUGAUGAACACGGACGGUACGUUCGAAGAGAAAAGACUUGUUUGUCACUCAAUACUGGAACAAAAGGAUAAGAAACACAUAACGCUGGUAGCGCACGUCACUAGAGGAUGUAUGUCAGGGCACGUUUGCUUGAAGUUCUGGAGGCGCGAAGGUGGUAUCCUGGAACUGCAGCAGGGCGGGGAACUGUGGGAAAGGCCCCAGGAUGCGUGCGCACAGAGCGGGGAACUGCCCUACGUCACGCUCACCACGACGUCCCUGACCCCGCAGCCGUGUCCCCUGGCCGGGCGCUACAGCGUGCAGACGCGUGCCCGGCGCCGCCGGGAUGACGAGCCGGCGGGCGGCGAGGCGUGCGCCAGCGCCGCGCCCGACAGCGCCAGCGUGGGCUGCGAGCGCAGCGGGGACACCAUCGAGCUCAAGUCCGCCUGCUCCUCCACCGCGUAUACGUGCUACGGCAGUUGGCGUGAAGGGCCCCGGGGAUUUGUUGUGGCGGCCCCUAGGGCAAGGGCCUCGGACGCGCCUAGAACGCUCUGCUUCGUGUAUACUGUCAGAAACGAGACGGGCGGCGGGGUGUCCGUGUUCCUGAGCGCCGGCCGCGCCUGCGACCGCGGCGGGGCCCAGCGACGCGACCGUGCCUACAACCUGACUAGCAACGGUACAUGUGAGCAGAGCAGCCAAUACAACAGCGCUGCUACCCGCUCCGUCCAGUACUACAGCUGGCUACCGCUGGUCGCGCUACUGCUGGCUACCCGGUGAUACGUACUGUAAGACCGCCUUACUGUCACUCGAAAAAUAUCCUUACAUACCUUCUGUCCCGAAAAAUUUUACCCUAAAACCUUUUACCCGAUUAGUUUUCACAUAUUUUCACAAAAAAAAAAUUGACUUGGACGAGAUUU